This is a messenger RNA of Mesorhabditis spiculigera, 1170 nucleotides long. NCBI's taxonomy places the organism in Eukaryota, Metazoa, Nematoda, Chromadorea, Rhabditida, Rhabditidae. The record is from the annotation of a GenBank genome assembly.
AUGAGUAUUCGGUUGCUGGAACUACCAGUCGAAGUCCAGAGUAAAAUCCUCCUUAAACUGCCCAUCGAAACCUUGCGCCCCCUGCGAGUCGUAUCUCAACAUUUCGAAGAGCUGAUUUCCCUACACCCCGACUACAAGCUGAUCCGCUUUGGCAUUUUGUACGUUGCGAAAACGAUACGCAAGGCCCUAAACUCUUGCCGGAGUAGAGGAAUCAGUUCAACCGAGCUGGCGAGCAUUUUUGAUGCCGGCUAUAAGCUUCACGCGGAUUCGCUUGUCGUUGACUACCCAGCCCCCGAGGCAAGACUGAACGAGCUGAUCAACCUCGGCAAUCAGGGUCUGAUCACGACCAACAAGUUGACGGUAUACAAGACAAGGAACGCGAUCGGCACGUUGGAGUACGAGUUGCCGAGGGCUCUGAAAGCUAAAUUCUUUAUGCUUCGGCUGCCCGGUGGUCCCACACCUGGAAUACGGUAUCUCAAAGCGGCGCCGGAAUCGAAGUGGGGCCGAAAAUGCGAGCUGCAGUUUGUGGACAGCACCGAGCGUAUUAUAUCAAGAACCAAAGCUGUGGAUCCGAAUGCUGCUGAAAUUGCCGCGAAAAAUUGGACGCGCCUAGAGGAAGAAUACCUGGGGCACAUUGCCAACUUUUGCUUCUCAAAACAAGACUUUAUGGCGGCCGUGCGGACACCAUGGGCUCCAUUGCACACCUAUACACUCCAGCAUGUUUGGAUGUACGGCCUCUUCCAAAUCAUCAUCGAGGAGCUGCGAAGUCAUCUUCGCCUCAAACCACAACCCCCAAAUUUCGAUGGUCGUGAAGGUCAGGGGCCCGGCUAUAGAAAAGUGAAGCCGUCGAUAAUGCGAGAAUUCCGUGAACUACGCCAUCUGUACGUCGAAGACCAGAAUAAGCUCUUUUGGCCGGAAGAGAUAGGAAGAGCGGUGUAUGUACUCGACGCCAGGCUACCACAAGUGCGUCAACUAAUCGAACUGGCCAUCGCCCUCCACCCAGUCCGCGAAUCAAUUGACAAAGACUUCCGGCCGACGUGGGAUCUAGAGGAGAAGAUCCGAAAGGCGCUAAAGGAAUCCGCGAACGAAUCCCUGGCCGGUGGUUUUCAUCAUGACUACCAAUUCGAGGAGUACGACUACGAGGGGUCUGGAUGGGUUGGGGGUGGGGCU